AGCGCGGCCCUGUCGCUGCCGCGGUCGGAGGCGCAGCCGUGCCCCGGCCCGACGCGGGGCCGCCGUCUCGCCCGUCACAGGCGGCCCGGCCCGGCGGCCAGCGCGGGGCUCAUGGCCCAGUUCUAGGUCCAAUGAUUAGUUCUGUGACAAGACAGCAUGACACUUUGAGUAUGACAGAAGCCCUGAUGCUGCAGCAGAGGCUGGGAGUAUUAAUGGCCAAAUCUAGAGAUCAGAUGGUCUUCUAAAGAAGUCAUGGGUAGCUGUUGUAGCUGUCCAGAUAAAGAAACUGUCCCAGAUAACCAACGAAACAAGUUUAAGGUUAUUAAUGUGGAUGACGAUGGUAAUGAACUGGGUUCUGGCAUAAUGGAACUUACAGAUACAGAACUAAUUUUGUACACCCGUAAAAGGGACUCUGUAAAAUGGCACUACCUCUGUCUCCGUCGCUAUGGCUAUGACUCAAAUCUUUUCUCUUUUGAAAGCGGUCGAAGGUGUCAAACUGGACAAGGAAUCUUUGCCUUUAAGUGUGCCCGGGCAGAAGAGCUGUUUAACAUGUUACAAGAGAUAAUGCAGAAUAAUAGCAUAAAUGUGGUAGAAGAACCAGUAGUAGAAAGGAAUAAUCAUCAAACUGAUUUGGAAGUACCAAGAACCCCUCGAACACCUACCACUCCUGGGUUCAAUGCACAAAGUUUACCCAAUGGCUAUCCCAGAUACCCAUCUUUUGGAGAUGCUUCAUCACACCCUUCCAGCAGACAUCCUUCUGUCGGCAGCGCACGCCUCCCCUCUGUCGGUGAAGAAUCAACACAUCCUUUACUUGUAGCAGAGGAGCAAGUGCACACUUACGUAAACACUACUGGAGUACAAGAGGAAAGAAAAAAUCGAUCAAGUGUGCAUGUGCCACUGGAAUCAAAGCUUUCAAACACUGAAACAACUAAAGUGAAAGAAGAUCAGAUGUGUACUGAUGACAGAGAUGCUCAGGUUCUCCUGGAGCCUGAAGGAGUGAAGUUUGUUUUAGGACCAACACCUGUUCAAAGGCAGUUAAUGGAAAGAGAGAAACUGGAACAACUUGGGAGAGAUCAAGUUAGUGGAAGCAGCACAAACAACACUGAAUGGGACACUGGGUACGACAGUGAUGAACGUAGAGAGACACCAUCUGGUAACAAAUUGGUGUAUGAAAAUAUAAAUAGGUUAUCCAUCCCUAGUGCCUCAGGGGUCAGGAGAGGUCGCUUGACAUCAACCAGUACCUCAGACACCCAGAACAUUAACAACUCUGCUCAGAGAAGAACUGCGCUGCUGAACUACGAGAACUUGCCAUCCUUGCCUCCUGUUUGGGAAGCCCGCAAGCUGAGCAGAGAUGAAGAUGACAGUUUAGGACCAAAGACCCCGUCUCUGAAUGGCUACCACAAUAACCUAGAUCUGAUGCAUAACUAUGUCAAUACAGAGAAUGUAACAGUACCAGCAAGUGCUCAUAAAGUCGAAUUUACACGACGUCGGGACUGUACCCCAACAGUCUUUAACUUUGACAUUAGGCGUCCAAGUUUAGAACACAGGCAGCUCAACUAUAUACAGGUUGACUUGGAAGGUGGUAGUGACUCUGACAACCCUCAGACUCCGAAAACCCCCACCACUCCACUUCCGCAAACUCCAACCAGGCGCACAGAGCUGUAUGCUGUGAUAGACAUUGAAAGAACUGCUGCUAUGUCGAGCUUGCAAAAAGCACUGCCCCGAGAUGAUGGUACUUCUAGGAAAACUAGACAUAACAGUACUGAUCUGCCUAUGUGAGCCUGGGGAGCAUUGAAUCAUUUGCACCUUUUGUGAAGUUUAUAAAAUUGAAGAUGCGAGUACUUUGCAUUUCUUAACACUAACGCCUUUUAUAGACUAACAGAACUUUUUCUGCAUACUUCAUGUACUUGUCUUACUAAAGGGAAUUAAUGUAGAGCAAGUAUUCAUUUUAGGUAACACUAUUUCAUUCUACAGUAGAAGUAAUUACUGCAUAGCAGCAUCACCACCUUUCACAGUGCCUCUUUAAUUGAUUAGAGUCUGAGUGACAUGUCAGUUAUGAAUUUAUAAAUAUUCUGGUCUGGUGCCUAUACUCAUUAAUGGCAUUUAUAACACUUUUUAAAGCCUCUUGAUAUGUGCAUUAUUAGCAGGUAAACUUAAUCUUUCAGUAUACAUACCUGACAUUCAUUCCUCGUUGAAGUGGUUCCUCCAGAAUUAAAUGUGUGUAAUGCAUUAAUUCACUCUGUUUGACAUACACAAGAUAUAUUGGUUCAUCUCAAGGAAUAUAAACACCACACCUUUUUUGUCUGCGGGCAAGAAGGCCUCUAAUUCCUGACAGUUUUCUUGACACAUUGAUGGUUGUUGAUCAGAACUAUAAACACAUCAAAAAACAGCUUUAAGCUCCUUCUCUUAAAAUAGAAUUCCAAGUGACAUAUCAAAUUCCCUCUGAAAUCUGACAAAAUUUUAAUCUCAUCAAAGUUUUGGGGUUUUUUGUGAAGGAAUUCACAGGUGGGCUGUUUGAAUUAAGGCUCUCUUGUCAUUUCUUAGUUCAGUGUGCCUUCUUUUCUUUGCAUUUGUGUGUUUACUUUUUAUUUGUUCCAUAAUGUCUUGUUUUAAAAGUCAAAAUAAUGUACAUAGCUUUAAUUGUUCAGGGUCAUCUAUGUAUUUGUCUUACUCUCUGCAUUUGACAAAGCAAGACUCUUGAAGGUCAAA
This is a messenger RNA of Parus major (Great Tit), 2709 nucleotides long. It is a transcript of the gene FRS2, whose product is annotated as fibroblast growth factor receptor substrate 2. The transcript has 7 exons. Gene Ontology annotation, biological process: cell surface receptor protein tyrosine kinase signaling pathway. The coding region runs from base 253 to 1779 and encodes 508 amino acids. Gene Ontology annotation, cellular component: cytoplasm; cell-cell junction. The record is from RefSeq and is a predicted model, not a curated record. Lineage: Eukaryota; Metazoa; Chordata; Aves; Passeriformes; Paridae.